AUGAUGCAUUACGGUCACGCCAACGCGCUUCGACAGGCCAAGGCGCUAGGCGACGAGCUCGUGGUUGGAGUCGUUUCAGACGAGGAGAUUCUCUUGAAUAAGGGCCCUCCCGUCGUGUCGCUUGAAGACAGAGUGCGCAUGGUGCGGGAGGUGAAGUGGGUGGACGAGGUCGUAGUGGGCACGCCGUACUGCAUUACGCCCGCCUUCAUGCACCGCCUCUUCACGCACCACCGCGUCGACUUCAUCAUUCACGGCGACGACCCCUGCCUGCUGCCCGACGGCUCCGACGCGUACGCGGAGGCCAAGCAGGCGGGGCGCUACCUGGAGGUGCGGCGCACGGAGGGGAUUUCGAGUACGGAUAUCGUCGGCCGCAUGCUGCUCUGCGUGGGCAGCCGCACGGCCGCCACGGAGGCCCAGCAGCAGCAGUCGCUGGAGCGCGAGUUUGCUCACACGGGUUCGCCGUCGCCCUCGGAGCAAUGUAAACGCUCUGGAUCGCCCCAUGCAGGGUCGCCACGCAUUGGAUCGCCGUCGCUUCCGCCUCGACCUUCGUCUCCGCUCCCACCCCCAGCCGUCCUCUCCGCCUCCCCCGUUCCAUGCUCGCCCCUGCGACCCUCUCUCCUUCCGUCCUCCUCCCCUUCCCACGCACCAUCUACUGAAGCCGCCCGCGUCGUCACCUGCGCAAGCCCCUGGCGCUCCCUCCCUCCACCGCGACUCUCCCCCCUCCUCCCCAACCUACCCGUCCCGCUCCCCCGCGCCCCUCCCCGCGCGCUCCCCGCUUUCACUAGCGCCAGCGCUGCCGUCGUCUCCGUCCGCCGCAUCUCUUCCCUCCUCCGCCUCCUCCGGCUCCCUCUGGCCACUCUCCGCCUCCCCCUCCUCCUCCGCCGCCUCCUCCCCACUGCUCCCCCCGUCCCUCGCGCCCCUCGCCUCCGCGCGGGUGUCGCGCUUCCUUCCCGCCACCUCCACCGUCCUCGAGCUCCACAGCCAGCAGCCGCGCAGCAUAGACCCGUCAGCGCGCGUGGUGUACAUCGAUGGGGCGUUCGACGUCUUCCACAGCGGCCACGUGCAGACGCUACGAGCAGCGAAGGAGCUGGGCACCUUGUUGCUGGUGGGCGUGCACACGACGCCACGGUGCGGGCGAACCGGGGGCAGCACCACCCCAUCAUGGGCAUGCACGAGCGCUGCCUCUCUCUGCUCGCCUGCCGCAGCGUCGACGAGGUUGUGCUGGACGCCCCCUGGGUCGUCUCGGACCAACUGAUAGCAGCGUACAACAUCUCCCUCGUCGUGCACGGCACUGUCGCUGAGUCCAACCCACUCUGCCAGGGCCACGGCUCAUGUACCCCUUGCCUAUUGCCCACGGCUCAUGCACCCCAUGCCUAUUGCCCACAGCACAUGCACCCCAUGCCUCCCGUUGAGCUCCCCGUUAUGCCACAUGCCAAAGUCCGUCUGCUCCAACCACAACUUCCACUACGGCCACCACCACUUGUGCUCUGUGUGCUACCUCUCCCCCCCACGCUGCUACCUCUCUCCCCAUCCUCUCACAUCGCUGCUCUCUCUCCUUCUCCCCACUCUGCAUCGCUGCUGCAGCGCCGGCAUGCGAAGAAGGCAGGGAGUGAGCGUGAAUACAUGGAAGCCAAGAGAGCCCGAGCAGCGGUUGCCUCGUAA
Messenger RNA from Closterium sp. Naga37s-1, 1662 nucleotides. NCBI's taxonomy places the organism in Eukaryota, Viridiplantae, Streptophyta, Zygnematophyceae, Desmidiales, Closteriaceae. The record is from the annotation of a GenBank genome assembly.